Canis lupus familiaris (dog) is the source of this 4847-nucleotide messenger RNA. It is a transcript of the gene ITGA11, whose product is annotated as integrin subunit alpha 11. Gene Ontology annotation, biological process: integrin-mediated signaling pathway; cell-matrix adhesion; cell-cell adhesion. The record is from RefSeq and is a predicted model, not a curated record. Gene Ontology annotation, molecular function: integrin binding. NCBI's taxonomy places the organism in Eukaryota, Metazoa, Chordata, Mammalia, Carnivora, Canidae. The transcript has 30 exons. Gene Ontology annotation, cellular component: external side of plasma membrane; integrin complex. Bases 36 to 3602 code for a protein of 1188 amino acids.
CCGCGCCCCGCGCCCCGCGCCCCGCGCCCCGCGCCAUGGACCUGCCCAGGGCCCUGCUGGUGGCCUGGGCGCUCAGCCUGGGGCCAGGGUUCACGGAUACCUUCAACAUGGACACCAGGAAGCCUCAAAUCAUUUCUGGCUCUAGAGCUGCCUUCUUCGGCUACACGGUACAGCAGCAUGACAUCGGCGGCAAGAAGUGGCUGGUCGUGGGCGCUCCAUUGGAAACCAACGGCCACCAGAAGACGGGAGACGUGUACAAGUGUCCAGUGACCCAUGGGAACUGUACCAAGCUCAACCUGGGAAGGGUCACUCUGUCUAACGUGUCGGAGCGGAAGGACAACAUGCGCCUCGGCCUGAGCCUGGCCACCAACCCCAAGGACAACAGCUUCCUGGCCUGCAGCCCACUCUGGUCUCACGAGUGUGGGAGUUCCUACUACACCACAGGAAUGUGUUCAAGAGUCAACUCCAACUUCAGGUUCUCCAAGACGGUAGCCCCAGCUCUCCAAAGAUGCCAGACCUACAUGGACAUCGUCAUUGUCCUGGAUGGCUCCAACAGCAUCUACCCCUGGGUGGAGGUUCAACACUUCCUCAUCAACAUCCUGAAGAAAUUUUACAUUGGCCCUGGACAGAUCCAGGUUGGAGUUGUCCAGUACGGAGAAGACGUGGUGCAUGAAUUUCACCUCAAUGACUACAGGUCUGUAAAAGAUGUAGUGGAAGCUGCCAGCCACAUUGAGCAGAGAGGAGGGACAGAGACCCGGACGGCAUUUGGCAUCGAAUUUGCUCGUUCCGAGGCUUUCCAGAAAGGUGGAAGGAAGGGAGCCAAGAAGGUGAUGAUCGUCAUAACAGAUGGGGAGUCCCAUGACAGCCCAGACCUGGAGAAGGUGAUCCAGCAAAGCGAGAGAGACAACGUGACCAGAUAUGCUGUGGCCGUUCUGGGCUACUACAACCGCAGGGGGAUCAAUCCAGAAGCUUUUCUAAAUGAGAUCAAAUACAUCGCCAGUGACCCCGAUGACAAGCAUUUCUUCAACGUGACUGAUGAGGCGGCCCUGAAGGACAUCGUUGAUGCUCUGGGGGACAGGAUCUUCAGCUUGGAAGGCACCAACAAAAAUGAGACCUCCUUCGGGCUGGAGAUGUCACAGACCGGCUUUUCGUCUCACGUGGUGGAGGACGGGAUUCUGCUGGGAGCCGUUGGCGCCUAUGACUGGAACGGGGCCGUGCUGAAGGAGACCAGCGGCGGGAAGGUCAUCCCCCUCCGAGAGUCCUACCUGAAGGAAUUCCCCGAGGAGCUCAAGAACCACGGUGCCUAUCUAGGGUACACCGUCACGUCGGUCAUGUCCUCCAGGCAGGGGUGGGUGUACGUGGCAGGAGCACCCCGGUUCAACCACACGGGCAAAGCCAUCCUGUUCACCAUGCACAACAACAGGAGUCUCACCAUCCACCAGGCCCUGCGGGGUGAGCAGAUAGGCUCCUACUAUGGGAGUGAGAUCACCUCGGUGGACAUCGACAGCGACGGGGUGACCGAUGUCCUGCUGGUGGGCGCCCCCAUGUACUUCAGCGAGGGCCGAGAGCGGGGCCGGGUAUACGUCUACAACCUGAGACAGAACCGGUUUGUUUACAACGGGACACUGGAGGAUUCCCACGGCUACCAGAACGCCCGAUUCGGGGCGUGCAUCGCCGCGGUCCGGGACCUCAAUCAAGAUUCCUACAGCGACGUGGUGGUGGGAGCACCCCUGGAGGACAACCACGGAGGAGCCAUCUACGUCUUCCACGGCUUCCAGGCCAGCAUCCUAAAGACGCCGAAGCAGAGAAUCGCGGCCUCUGACCUGGCUCCUGGUCUCCAGUAUUUUGGCUGCAGCAUCCAUGGGCAACUGGACCUCAAUGAGGAUGGGCUCGUCGACCUGGCGGUGGGCGCCCUGGGCAACGCUGUGAUUUUGUGGUCCCGUCCGGUGGUUCAGAUCAAUGCCAGCCUCCACUUUGAGCCGUCCAAGAUCAACAUCUUCCACAGGGAUUGCAAACGCAGCGGCAGGGACGCCACCUGCCUGGCCGCCUUCCUCUGCUUCACACCCAUUUUCCUGGCACCCCAUUUCGAGAAGGACACAGUCGGCAUCAGGUACAAUGCUACCAUGGAUGAGAGGCGGUACACGCCGCGGGCCCACCUGGAUGAGGGCGGCGACCGGUACACCAACAGAGCUGUCCUGCUCUCCUCCGGCCAGGAGCACUGUGAGCGGAUCAGCUUCCAUGUCCUGGACACUGCCGACUACGUGAAGCCAGUGACCUUCUGGGUGGAGUACUCCCUGGAGGACCCCGACCACGGCCCGGUGCUGGACGACGGCUGGCCCACCACCCUCCGAGUCUCGGUGCCCUUCUGGAACGGCUGCAACGAGGACGAGCACUGUGUCCCUGACCUCCUGCUGGAUGCCCGCAGUGACCUGCCCACAGCCAUGGAGUACUGCCAGCGAGUGCUGAGGAAGCCCGUGCAGGACUGCUCCACAUACACCCUGUCCUUUGACACCACGGUUUUCAUCAUCGAGAGCACUCGCCGAAGGGUCGCAGUGGAGGCCAUGCUGGAGAACAGGGGCGAGAAUGCCUAUAGCACCGUCCUAAAUAUUUCGCAGUCAACCAACCUGCAGUUUGCCAGCUUGAUCCAGAAGGACGACUCAGACGGCAGCAUCGAGUGCGUGAACGAGGAGAGGAGACUCCACAAGAAAGUCUGCAAUGUCAGCUACCCCUUCUUCCGGGCCAAGGCCAAGGUGGCUUUCCGGCUAGAUUUUGAGUUCAGCAAAUCCGUCUUCCUGCACCAUCUGGAGAUCCGGCUCACCGCUGGCAGUGACAGUGAUGAGGAGGAGAGCACCAAGGAAGACAACACGGCCCUCCUGCGCUUCCACCUCAAAUAUGAGGCUGAUGUCCUCUUCACCAGGAGCAGCAGCCUGAGCCACUACGAGGUCAAGCCCAACAGCUCACUGGAGAUGUAUGAUGGCAUCGGGCCUCCCUUCAGCUGCGUCUUCAAGAUCCAAAACUUGGGCUUGUUCCCCAUCCAUGGGGUGAUGAUGAAGAUCACCGUCCCCAUCGCCACCAGGGGGGGCAACCGCCUGCUGAUGCUGAGGGACUUCCUCACUGACCAGGUGAACACAUCCUGUAACAUCUGGGGAAACAGCACCGAGUACCGGCACGCCCCGACGGAGGAAGACCUGACCCGGGCCCCACAGCUGAAUCACAGCACCUCUGAUGUCAUCUCCAUCAACUGCAACGUAAGGCUGGCCCCCAACCAGGAAAUCAAUUUCCACCUGCUGGGGAACCUGUGGUUGAGGUCCCUAAAAGCACUCAAGUACAGGUUGAUGAGGAUCACGGUCAAUGCGGCCUUGCAGAGACAGUUCCACAGUCCCUUCAUCUUCCGCGAGGAGGAUCCCAGCCGCCAGAUCACAUUUGAGAUCUCCAAGCAAGAAGACUCGCAGAUCCCCAUCUGGAUCAUUGUGGGCAGCACCCUGGGGGGCCUCCUGCUGCUGGCCCUGCUGGUCCUGGCACUAUGGAAGCUCGGCUUCUUUAAAAGUGCCAAGCGCAGGAGAGAGCCUGGCCUGGACCCCACCCCCAAAGGGCUGGAGUGAGGCUCAGAGGAGGCUGCAAGUUGAUGGGGGCCAGGACACCGGUCCAGGCAGCCUGCGGGCCCAGGCCCGUGGCCCACUGAGCUGGGGUGGAGAAGACACCAGCUCGCUUUGCACUUGACCUCAUCUCCUGAGAGACCAAGCCUGCACCCUCUGAAAGCAACUCAAGCUGGUUUCAAGAGGGACCGCUCUCCUGGGAGGCCCGGACACCUCCAACGCGGAGCCCUGGUGAUUUGGAGGGCCCCCUCCCGCAGCACACCAAAGGCUCCCCCAGGCUCUGUGGGGGCAUUUGCUGCCCGGGCCACUAAGGUGCUAGGAAUUCAGAACCUUCCCGUCCCAUCCUCGGAAGACACCGGGGGAGGAAGCCUGCCACUCUGCACACUCCAGGCCUUGAGUCCCAGCAGGGCCCCGUGGAGCAGCAGAUCUGCAUUCUUUGCUGUCCUCCCACCCCCUGCACCCCGCACCCUGCACCCCGGGCGGCCCAAGGCGCCGAGUCCCACCAGCCUCUUCCGCGGGCAGGAGAUAGGUCCCUGAAGCUGCCCCUGAAUGAACCGGGGCCCGGGAUGGUGACAGCUGCUGGCCAGGGAUGAUGAAGGACCCUGGGACGCGGAGACUGGGACGGAUGGGCAGCUGGGACGCAGAACAGGGGCGCCCACCUGGAGCUGGGGAGGCAGGCGGGCCCGCCCCCCGCCCCCCACGGGAGCAGGUGUGCCAGGCACUCCCUGGGGCCCGCGUCCCAGGCCGCAUUUCUCCCCACCUGCCUGCCCUGCCCUGCCCCGCAGGCCCCUCAGCAGGGGGAGCAGUGCAGAGCCCCCCCAUGCAUCACCCACCUCCCCGCGCAUGAGCGUGCGCACACCCAUGCACACAAACACCCCCCACCCACCCACCCAGCCUCCCGUCCCUCCCGCCCACCGUGCACGAGAGAAAGGCUCGGCCAGCGCUGCUGAGGGGUCCCCUCCGGAACACUGCACUGGUUAAAGCCGGUGUAGGGGCACCCCAGUCUCUGCAACCUCGGUGGCAAAUAUCUGAUCCGCUGGCUCAUGGGACAAGUGGUACCACCAAUGACGGCGCCUUGAGGACAACAGGCACGCCCGGUGCCCAGCGAGUAAUUUAUGCCUUAAUCUUGUUUUGAGGUAGAAAUGAAAGGGGGAUGCAUCAAAGGCAUCUGUCCUCCUGUCACAUAGUACGACCUUUACUGUCGUAAAUAUUUUUUGAAAUUAAAAAAAAAAAAAUACAGUGUUGAAACAA